AUGUUGUUGAAAGCCAAAGUGUAAGGGAGAACUUUUCAAAGACGUCAUGACUCACUGAACGGUGAGAAUAUCACAAAGUGUACAGGCAGCUGUGUUCACAAGACUGUUUUAAACUGACAGUUAACUUUCCGUUUGAAGUGUUAUGACCAGAGAAGAAGGUUACAGAGAAGAAUUUAGCUAUGACAGGAUGCCAACUUUGGAGCGGGGAAAACAGGAAAAUGGAAAUUAUAUACCAGAUACUAAAUCCAGUGACCUUCAGCUAUCAAAGAGGCUGCAUCCUUGCUUUAGUUACAGAACAUGGAUCUUUUCUUUGCUAAUGGGAACUUGCCUCCUUAUUACUUCUGGCUUUUCACUAUAUCUGGGAAAUAUUUUUCCAUCUGAAAUGGACUAUUUACGUUGUGCAGCAGGUUCAUGUAUUCCUUCAGCAGUUGUGAGCUUUGCUAUAGCAAGGAAUAAAAUUAAUGUGAUACCAAAUUUUCAGAUUCUGUUUGUCUCUACAUUUGCUGUUACAACAACUUGUUUAAUUUGGUUUGGAUGCAAACUUGUCCUCAAUCCAUCAGCUAUAAAUAUAAAUUUCAACUUGAUUCUGCUUAUUCUGCUGGAAAUCUUCAUGGCAACUACUGUAAUCAUUUCAGCUAGGUCUACUGAAGACUGCUGUGCAAGAAAGAAAAAUACUGCAUAUGACAGUACCGCUAUUUUGAGCAAUGUCAGCUUUCCUACUCGAAUUCUGAAGUCAUACUCAGUAAUUGAGGUGAUUAUUGGAAUUUCAUCAGUAUUUGGUGGGAUAAUUGCUUUGAAUAUGGAUGUUCUGGUCUCAGGUCCUUAUCUUUCAGUAACAUUCUUUUGGAUCUUAGUUGCUUGCUUUCCAAGUGCUAUUGCAAGUCAUGUAGCUGCUGAAUAUCCAAGUAAAUGUCUGGUUGAGGUCCUGAUUGCCAUUAGCAGUGUUACCUCUCCAUUAUUGUUCACUGCUUCUGCAUACUUAUCCUUCAGUAUCAUGCAAGUGGUUGACAUCUUUAAAAAUUAUCCACCUGCUGUUAAACAAUCUUAUGAUGUACUUCUGUUACUUCUGAUGUUGAUGCUGCUAAUUCAAGCAUGCCUUACUAUUGGAACUGUAAUACAGUGUGUAAAUUACAAGACAAAAAUGAAACUACAUGAUUUAUCAUGGACAGCAUCACAGGUUAAAAAACAGGAAUACAGAACAACAGAGGUUUCCAAUAAUACCUUAAAGGAUUUUGACAAAGACAAAGCCUGGAAAGCAGUUGUGGUACAGAUGGCUCAGUAGUUUGGACUCUGCAAAUUCAGCCAAUACAGUCCAGUCCAGUAAAUCAACUGUUUGAAUUAAAGCUUAAAAAAUUUUCAGUUUAUAAAUGCAAUAUAUUGGCAGCAGUAGGAGCCAAGGAAUAACACAGUAAAUGUGUAUUUAUGUCUUCCUAAUAAUUUUGAAAUAUAUUGGUAAUACUGUUAACACGCCCGUCUUUUCUGAUGGUAACUCUAUUCUAGUGUUGCUUUAGAAGAUAACCUUCAGAAAAAAGUAAUGAGUCAUGGAUUUAUGCUGGCGGCAAAGUAAAAUAUGGCAAGAUGUGAUAGGCUUCAUGUAUUUGCAAGAGGUUGUUAUAACUGCAGUUAUGCAGUCAGUGUAACUGAUAAAUGCUUUUGUAAAGUUAUGAGUACAAGUCAUAAUUGAUAUUUUUGCUUAUACUUCACUUUUGUAGGAGUUGUAAAGUUAUUUUGCAUCUCAUUGCUUUUAUGUAAAUAAAAGUCUUUAUUAUGUGGAAACUCAAGAA
Molecule: messenger RNA, 1784 nt
Organism: Cuculus canorus (common cuckoo)
Lineage: Eukaryota; Metazoa; Chordata; Aves; Cuculiformes; Cuculidae
Gene: MLC1
Product: modulator of VRAC current 1
Exons: 12
Coding region: 143-1282 (379 amino acids)
Biological process (GO): regulation of response to osmotic stress
Cellular component (GO): plasma membrane; endoplasmic reticulum; cytoplasmic vesicle
Source: RefSeq, a predicted model, not a curated record